This is a messenger RNA of Sugiyamaella lignohabitans, 1836 nucleotides long. Its product is annotated as C6 transcription factor. Gene Ontology annotation, molecular function: transcription cis-regulatory region binding; DNA-binding transcription factor activity, RNA polymerase II-specific; zinc ion binding. The transcript has a single exon. Lineage: Eukaryota; Fungi; Ascomycota; Dipodascomycetes; Dipodascales; Trichomonascaceae. Gene Ontology annotation, cellular component: nucleus. The coding region runs from base 1 to 1836 and encodes 611 amino acids. The record is from RefSeq and is a predicted model, not a curated record. Gene Ontology annotation, biological process: positive regulation of transcription by RNA polymerase II.
AUGGAAGCCAAACCACCUACUCUGACACCUAAAGCGCAACGACGCCAGGUCCAAAGAAGCAGCAAUGGAUGCUGGACGUGUAAGAAGCGUAAGAAGAAGUGUGACGAAACAUAUCCUCUGUGUCAAAGAUGUAUCAAAGCUAAGAUCACAUGUUUUGGCUACGGAGAGAAACCAGCAUGGUUUGAACGUAAAUCCAAUUCAAAGUCCAGGAAACCAAACGAUGGAGCCGCGGGCGGUUUACACCUGGCCGCGACGUCGGCUUUCCCAUAUUCGAUUUUCGCGAACGAUGCUGCUGGGUCGGGUCCCACUGUGUCGGAUGGUUUAUUGGACAAGACUGCUAGAUUGAAAAAUCACGAGGCAGAGUUACUCUUGUACUACUUGGAAUUCGUGUUUCCUUUACAAUGGCAGUAUUAUAAAGGUUCUUUUAGUUGGCUGUUGCCUCUAUUAAGGCAAUCCAAACCUCUGUAUCAGGCUGUCUUGUCUAUGUCUUCCUUACUAGUAACUCUGCCAUUGCAAGAGCCUUCUUUUACUAUAGAUAAUGAGACUCAGACGCAACAUCAGCUGGCUCUACAAGAAUUGCGAAAUACGAUUACUUUUGCUCAAGCUGAAUCUGGCGAUGGCCUCGUGAAGAUGGAAGGGGCCAGCCCUGAUAUUGAGGGUACUGGUGGUGCUGGCGGAUCAGAUACUGCUCCUACUACCACUGGUGAUGAUGAUAUUGAUCCUAGUAUCACUGGACAAACAGUUGCUGCUGCUGCAGUGGCUGUGGCCACCGCUGCUCCACCGCCACCAAGUUCAUCCACAGCUUCAGCGAUGUUACUUCCUGGCAUCCAUUCUUUAGUUGCCAAUGUUAUGCUGUUGUCAUUUGAAUUAUUUCAAGGAGGAUAUCAAAACUGGCAACAGCAUAUUGUCACUGGUAGUGCACUUGUGUCGAUGAUGACUAGUGCUGGUACCCAGCCUGUGGAAUCAGAGGCGGAAACUUUCCUCGUAUCGGCUAUGAUUUGGAUGGAACUAGUUUCCACUGGUACCACUGGUUUGCCGUGUCCAUCGAGCUCUUUCCUGGACAAAUUGUUAGAGACGUCUCCAGACCUAGUUCCACUGGAGCAGAUAAUGGGAUGCAAGACAAAAGUUCUAGUACAAUUGAAUGAAGUUGCAAAACUCAACGCUCUCAAGAUUGAUCGAAUGGGCGAGUUUAAAUACACUCGACCAUUAUUGUCACUUUCCAGUGAAGUCAGUGACCGUGCAGAACUGGAUGGUAAUGCUGGUGAUGUGUCAGACUCUACUAGCGCUGAAGUCACUGCCACAGCAAGUGAGGCUCUAUCAGCUCUUAUUGUAUCAGAAAUCACGGAACGAGCUGAAGUGAUAAAACGAGAACUUGAAUUUGCACUAACGGACUCUCUUACAACUGACUCUACCUUGAUUGAAAACACUACAAGACUGUAUGCACUUGCUAUUUUGAUUUACUUGUAUGGUAUCACUUCUGGCUUCUAUCCAGAGAGUACUGAAAUUUCGAAUGCUGUGGAGAGAGGUAUUAUCAUUCUGAACAACAUUCCACCAAAGUACUAUCGAAGUCUGGUGCUGCCAAUUUGUAUUAUAGGGUCGAUGGCAAAGCCACACUUUCACGAUUUUUUCGAGGCAGUAUUUGGCAAUGACGCUCAUCAACUGGCUUUUGGUAACGUUAGUCAAGUACGUAAAGUCAUCAAACACACAUGGAUCUUGCGAAAUACUCUAGCUGCCGUCACCGCAGAACAAGGGUUUGCGAGCAGCGAACACGCUCGUACAGACGUCAACUGGUUUGAUUCGAUGAAAGAUCUUAAUAUUCUUGUAUUACUCGUAUAA